Molecule: messenger RNA, 1081 nt
Organism: Rhinolophus ferrumequinum (greater horseshoe bat)
Lineage: Eukaryota; Metazoa; Chordata; Mammalia; Chiroptera; Rhinolophidae
Gene: RLN3
Product: relaxin 3
Exons: 2
Coding region: 39-545 (168 amino acids)
Cellular component (GO): extracellular region
Molecular function (GO): hormone activity
Source: RefSeq, a predicted model, not a curated record
UUCCUCCACGACAGGAGGGGGGGAGCCAGGAUGUAUAAAUGGGGACCAGGAGGCAGCAGAGGCACCGACCCCUGGGAAACUGCCUUGCUGUGCCCUCUCUCGCAUCCCAGGCAUCCCUGUCCGUCAUGGCCAAACGCCCACUGCUGCUGCUGCUAGCCAUGUGGACACUGGCUGGGGGGCUAUGGCUGGGGGCCGAGGCCCGGGCAGCACCCUACGGAGUGAAGCUUUGCGGGCGGGAAUUCAUCCGGGCGGUCAUCUUCACCUGCGGAGGCUCCCGGUGGAGGCGAUCAGACAUCCUGGCUCACGAAGCAUUGGGGGACGCCUUCCCCGAUGCAGACCCAGAUGCAGACAGCGACUUGGAUGAGGCAGUGGCCUCCAGCGAGUGGCUGGCCCUGACCAAGUUCCCCCAGGCAUUCUAUGGGGGCCGCCCCGGCUGGCAGGGAACUCCAGGAACUCUGCGGGGCAGUCGCGAUGUCCUGGCUGGCAUCUCCAGCAACUGCUGCAAGUGGGGUUGCAGCAAGAGUGAAAUCAGCAGCCUCUGCUAGACUGGAAACCUGGGUGGCCAGGGGGCAUGCUGGGCACCUGUCUGACCCCUCGUACAUUCACUCAUCAGCGAGUCACGGAGGCCAGGCGCUAGGGACUCAACACAGUCCCCUCCAACAAUCCUGACCUUAGACCAGCCUACCUUGACCCUGAGCAAGCUGUACCCUACUUGGCAAAACGGGCACCCCCGAUCCUGACCUCCCCAGCCCAUAUCACGCUGUUGUCUGGAUUAUGCUGUUCCCUGUGCUACGGUGCCCCUACUCUACGCAAACUAGCCAUACUGCGGCCCUUGCCCAAACUGUGACUUUCUCCCGCCCCAACUGUGGCCACUGUCCCCUGGCCAGCCCAAAUGAUGCUCUUGCUCCAGCCCAGCCUUUCUCUGCCUUCCAGCCCCUCUCCCUCCAGCCCCACCUGCUGGGAUUCUAAGGCUGUGGAUCCCAGGGUUGGUGGCAGGACCCCUAGGUUCUCUUUAUAGCCUGGGGUGGGCGGCUGGAUACGCGGAGGGAUCAGAACCUUCCCUAACCCCAGUAAUAAAAGU